GGAAGGUCAGCAUGUCAACUGUUAAAAGGAAAUCUUGCCAGCAUACAUGAUGACUUGAUGCAAGCUUUCCUGACUUACAAUUUAAAAGAUUUUAAAAAUCCUGUCUGGAUUGGAUUGAAUGAUAUCAGCUGGGAUAAGAAGUAUCGAUGGACAGACCAGACUGGAGUAUAUUAUACCAACUGGGCCAAAGGUCAUCCAUCCGCGAGAAAUUAUUACUAUUAUAACUAUGAGGACAAAACUGACUGUGUGGCUAUGAAAGUGGGUGCAGUGAUGGAUGCUAGGACCUGGACCGAAGAAGACUGUGAACUGAAGAAAGGAUACAUUUGCCAAAAAUCUGAAGACCCUGACCUACCUGUUGUGACAACUGUGACUCCACCAUCAGACCAGUAUAUGUUUGCUGAUGCCAGCUACAAGUUUCAGAGAACAAAGAUGAAGUGGGAUGAGGCUCAGGGAAUGUGUAAACAAUCGGACUAUGACCUUGCCAGCAUUUUAGAA
Molecule: messenger RNA, 495 nt
Organism: Staurois parvus
Lineage: Eukaryota; Metazoa; Chordata; Amphibia; Anura; Ranidae
Source: the annotation of a GenBank genome assembly